This is a messenger RNA of Misgurnus anguillicaudatus (oriental weatherfish), 960 nucleotides long. RefSeq names its product cerebellin-1. The record is from RefSeq and is a predicted model, not a curated record. NCBI's taxonomy places the organism in Eukaryota, Metazoa, Chordata, Actinopteri, Cypriniformes, Cobitidae. Gene Ontology annotation, biological process: maintenance of synapse structure. Gene Ontology annotation, cellular component: glutamatergic synapse; synaptic cleft. Gene Ontology annotation, molecular function: protein binding.
UUAAACAUGAGAGACCUGCUUUGACGUCUGCAUGUUAAAAGUUCACUGUUAGACGCCUUGAGAAGCUAAUAGACCUGAAGACAAAGAGAAGAUAGUGGACUUGGGUGAAGCUGGAUUAAGUUGUGUUUUUAUCUUUUAAUGAACACUGUUGAGCAUUCAUUUGUGCUUGUCCUGAAUCACCGGUGAGGGUCAGAGACUCGGAGCGGGAUCAUGAAUGGCACGUGGUUAGCCCACUACUCUCCUCUCGUACGCUUUCUCUUUCUGAUGAGUCCCCUGCUGGUGUGGAGCCAAAAUGACACAGAGCCCAUCCUGCUGGAGGGAAAGUGUUUAGUUGUGUGCGAUUCCACUCCCACUACAGAACCGGCUGGGAACGCCUUGGGAAUGUCCGUGCGGUCUGGGACCGGCCGCAUCGCCUUCUCGGCUCUCCGGAACAACAACCUGGAACCCUCUGAGAUGAGCAACCGAACCAUGAUCAUAUACUUUGACCAGGUUCUGGUAAAUGUUGGGGGUCAUUUUGAUCCAGCACGAAGUAUUUUCCAGGCUCCUAGAAAAGGAAUAUAUAGCUUCAGUUUCCAUGUGGUCAAAGUCUACAACAGACAGACAAUACAAGUGAGUCUAAUUUUAAACGGUUGGCCGGUCAUCUCGGCCUUCGCUGGCGACCAGGAUGUAACUCACGAGGCAGCAACUAAUGCAGUUCUGGUUACCAUGGAGAGAGGAGACAAGGCUUAUCUUAAACUAGAGAGAGGCAACCUGAUGGGAGGCUGGAAGUACUCCACAUUCUCUGGGUUUCUUGUUUUUCCCUUAUAGAACGGAUUGUAAGAGAUGUGCAUGAUGUUCUAGUCUGACUGAUGUUUGUAUGAAAAACUGUGUGCAUUAUGCUUCACUUCUUAAAGGAAUAUUCCAUUUUCUUAGAAAAAUCCAGAUAAUUUACUCACCACCAUGUCAUCCAAAAUGUUGAUG